CGGCACGGCACGGCACGGCCCUCCUGCUCCCCGGCUGAGGCUGGGGUUGGGGCUGGGCAGCGCCCGGCCAAGCAGCGAGACAUGACCCGUGCGGCCGCCUGGCUGAGACUCCGGCGACAAAACGCAGUAGGUGUAUGAAAUGAACCAAAGGGAAACCCUGGUCAAAGAGCAGACUGAUGAUUAUCAGCUGUCAGUCGACUUUCCAUCUGUCUUUCAGCUCAGCACUGAAAACCAAGAUGUACUGGCAAAUCAUUCUGAGCAUGUCUGUGCUAGUGGACUUUCUUCAAAUGGCAGUUGCCCAUUGUCUGGUACAUCAGAUUCCUCCCAGGAACUUUACAUUACCCUGCAUGCUGCUGAAUGAGACAUUCUUGAGUCCUUUCUCUGCUGGAGUUGUAGAGAGCUGGUCUGGUUUGAGGAGAGAGCAUGGAGCACCUGAAACCAAGCCUCACUUGCCAAUGAAUGAAGAGAGUUUUCUUUGUUGCCUUCGGAACGAUAACAACAUUGAUUGUUCUUUGUACAGAGCAAGCAUGAAAGCUAGGAAGUUUAUUCCUUCAGAAAUAAGUGUCUCUGCUUCUCAGGAAAUAGACUGGAACAUUGAGUGUUGGAUUAAAGGCAAGCUGGACCUGUUAGUUUGCAGCCUGCGGUUGCUGACGUUGUACUUGAGAGCUGACUGGAAGGUUAAUCUUCUCUAUGCUGUAUCAGAGCUGUCCCUGGGAGAUGCAUCUACGAGCUCUCUGCAGGGGCUCGUCACGGUCGCUCAGUGUGACUGCGGUGGGUAUGGCAAGUGCGAGUGCCUUGUGCCUUCCCUGAGGCUCAACCACACCUACAUCAUGUGGCUGAAGGUGGUGCUGGGUGGAACACCUCUCUGGACACCUUUGAUGGCAGUCAAGCCCAUAGACAUAGUAAAGCCUGAACCUCCUUUGAACCUGCAUCUAGAGAUGACAGAGGAAGGUCAAGUGAUGAUCAGCUGGUCUGACCCUGUGCUGUUACCAUACCCCCUUCAGUAUGAAGUGAAGAUCUCAGCAAAUUCAGGCCAAAAUGGUUGGCAGGUGGUUGAAGUUGCUCUAGAAACCUCACUGGCUAUGGACAACGUGCUACUUGAUUCUUCGUCCUGUGUUCAAGUGCGGUGCAGGAACCGUCGUGGCCCGGGGUUCUGGAGUGACUGGAGUACACCAUACAACCUCAGCCUGAGAGCCGACGUCCUGUACUUUCCUCCAAAGAUACUGACGGCUGUCGGUUCUAACGUUUCGUUCCAUUGCAUCUAUAAAAACAAAACCAAGCCUGUAGAGUCCAAGAAGAUAGUUUGGUGGCUGAAUUUAGCAGAAGAAAUCCCAGCAAGUCAGUAUACGCUUGUGAACGAUCGCGUAAGCAAAGUUACUCUUUUCAACUUGAAAGCAACCAAACCUAGAGGAAGUUUCUUCUAUAACGCAUUGUACUGUUGUCAUCAAAAUAGGGAAUGUCAUCAUAGAUACGCUGAAUUAUAUGUAGUAGAUGUCAACAUCGAUAUCACCUGUGAAACGGAUGGAUACUUAACUAAAAUGACUUGCAGAUGGUCUCCAAACCCAAAUACCUUGCUCCUGGGGAGUUCCUUGCAGUUCAGAUACCACAGGAGCAGAAUUUAUUGUUCUGACUUUCCAAGUACUUCUCUGAAAUCAGAGGUGAAGGAAUGCCAUUUGCAGAAGAAUCAUUCUUACGAGUGCACAUUUCAGCCCAUUUUUCUUUUAUCUGGCUAUACCAUGUGGAUAGAGUUGAAGCACCUCCUGGGAACACUCCAAUCCUCACCAACUUGUGUUGUUCCAGCAGAUGUGGUGAAGCCACUUCCUCCCUCCAACAUUGAAGCAGAAAUCACCAGGAACGUUGGGCUGCUGAAUGUGAGCUGGACAAACCCAGCGUUUGCAAACAGUGAGCUGACGUUUCAGAUUCGGUAUGCUGUGAACAGGGAAGGAAUGGCAUGGGAGCUCUAUGAAGUUUCAAAUGCACCAACAAGAUCAGCUGUGCUACAAGUUGAGACCCUUUGUGUUGAGUACGUUGUCCAGGUCCGGUGCAGAGAAGGGGAUGGAGCAGGUUACUGGAGCAACUGGAGCAGAUCAGCCUAUACAUCUGUAAAAGAUAUCAAAGCUCCCUUACAAGGCCCUGAAUUUUGGAGGAUUAUUACUGAGGAUGUGUCGAAGAGGCAGAAGAACGUUACGCUGCUGUGGAAGCCCCUGCCGAGGAGCCGCGCGCUGUGCAGCGUCAGCCGCUACAUCGUACGGCACCAGACCCCGGGCAACACCGUGUGGGAGGAAUACAUUGCCAAUGGCACUACCUGCUCCUUUCCCUGGACUGAGCACACACACACCAUCACCGUUUUAGCCAUGAAUUCAGUUGGAGUCUCUUCAGUUAACUUCAACUUAACUCUGUCUCAGCAACUGAGCACAGUGGCUGUCGUGCAGUCGCUCAGCGCCUACCCAGUGAACAGCACCUGCGUGGUUCUGGUUUGGACGCUCGUGCCUCAGCUGGGUGUGAUAACAUCCUUUAUCAUUGAAUGGAAGAACCUUAACAAAGAAGAGGAGAUGAAAUGGGUGCGGAUUCCUCCAAAUAGCAGCAAAUACUACAUUUAUGAUCACUUUAUUCUGAUUGAGAAGUACCAGUUCAGCCUGUACCCUGUGUUUGCUGGAGGAAUUGGCAAGCCCAGAGCCACGGAUCAGUUUACCAAAGGUGGGUAUGACAGUGGGAAUAACGGCAGCCUCUCUGUGGUUCUGCCAAUAGUUAUUUCAGCCUCAGUUUUGUUGCUUGGAACAUUGCUGGUCUCACACCAAAGAAUGAAGAAACUGUUUUGGGAAGAGGUUCCAAACCCCAAGAACUGCUCCUGGGCACAAGGAGUUAAUUUUCAGAAGCCUGAAACUUUGGAGCAUCUUUUCAUCAAGCACCCCAAAGCAAUGUCAUUUGAGCCUCUUCUUCUGGAGCCAGAGAUAGUGCUGGAAGACAUCAGCGUUACUAAAGUGCUGAAAGAAGAAGACACGCAGGAUCUGUUAGCAAUUGGUUCAAUGCCUACCAAAACUCCAGGCUCUGAACACGACUCUGCUUGUUGCAGCAGCCAUUUCAACAGCAGCAGCCUCUCUGAGCACGGCAGCAGGGAAGCUCCAAGGCAGGCAGACGUUAAAUACGCCGCUGUUGUCAGUGAGUCCCCCUCAGCUGGGCUCCACGGGCAGCACACGAGGCCAGGAGGUGGUUUGGAGAGCUGCUGCUCAGCCCAAGGGGCCUCAGAGGGAUUCUCAGAGCCGUUGGAUGAGGAUGAAGCUUUCCUGGAGGGAGAGGGGCCUGAGCAGAGCCUGUGUUACCUUGGGGUAACCUCCUUGGAAAGAAGAGACAAGGACCUUUUUUUAACAGAAGGUUCUGGGGUGAUGUGUGAGUUCCACACGACUGACUUGCCCACAGAUGGGGGCUUUCCUCAGCGCACAGCCCCUCACUUAAGCACCUUUAUCCACAGCAGCCUCAAGUACGAGGCCAUUGUGCCAUACGUGCCACAGUUCCAGGUGGCUGCUGCCACCAUACAGGAGGCCACAGAGUAAAACUCCUAAGUCACCACACCAGAAUGUGAUGCUCUAGGUUCCAGGUGUUGAUGCAGUCCCCUGUUUUUCCCUCUCCCAACUCCUUGCAGCAGCUCUCCUGUUCUGAAGCUGAGGAGCUGCUUCUGUACUGGAGCGCCAGGAUCUUAGGAGGAAGAAACUCCCUUUCUUUACCAAAUAUUCAAACAUGGGACUUUCUUUUGGAGAUUUGGUUGUGUUCCAAACCUGGCACCAAAUUCUCUGUCAGGGACAUAGAUUGAAGUAGGUCUGGGGAGUGGGGUUUGGGAGGGGAAAGCUUGAGAGUGUCGUUUCCCUGGGAAGGGCUGGGGAACCUGAGCCCACCUGGAUGUGGCACAGCCACUGGGCACUGGAGAAAGCUGCCAGUGGGGUGAAUGGAUGCACUUACACAUACCAAAUAUCUUUGUUAGACUCCUUGUAUUUUUUUUCCUCCAAGAUCCUGGUUGAUUUGUGGCUUGCCUGAUGUCUGUGUUCCAGGGGGCCUGUGAACACACAGGCGAUGCCCAUGGAAAUGUGGUCAGAAUGCUGCAUUGCACUUGUUGAAAGGGAGGCCCUGACCAAGGAUGGCAAACUUGUCAUGGGAUCUCUUUUAAAGUAAACUAAAACUACUCAUCAGUAGCACCAAAGAGCUGUAAAAGACACUGUGGUGUCAGAGACAGGUACCUCAGUGUGUGAAACACUCCCUGAGGAAGCAACAGCUGCAGUGGCUAAGGACUCCCAGUGCUGCAAGAACAAGAGGAGAAUCUAAAUUGGUGUGGGUACAUUACUUGGUGGGGUGUUACUCAGCUGAAAUAAGGUGCUUUAAAGCAAAAUCUCUGCUUUUUUUUUGUUGAGCUUGAGGUUCUGGUACAAAUGGCCCUGCUCUUAGGCUGCCAUCUCUUCCAAAGCCCUUUGUCGAGAGCCAGGCAGCAGUGGGAUCCUGGGGGUUGAGUCUGGCUGCCCCUGGAGAAGGUUGGUUUGCCUUCAGGAGGGCAGGAAAAUUUGUUCUUGCAUCUCUCUCUCUCUCACACACUCACACAGAGGAUCUUAAGGGUGGGAAGAGACCUUGAAAGAUCAUCCAAUCCACUUCCCCUGCCAGAGCAGGACCACCUAGAGUAGGUCACACAGCAACUCGUCCAGGUUUGCUGGGCUGUGCAGGUAGAGGCCCACACUUAUUUGCCAGACAAAUACCUUUUUUUCUACUUCCUAGUUAGUAAAUAUUUUUGUAUAGGUGCCUUUUCAAAGAACUCCUUUGAGGAGCUGAGAAAGAUGAAUAUAUCAUGUGUCCCAAAGCUAAAAUUCUGUAUGACUCCUGUAGGCAAUUAAAAACCAAAGGGCAAAACCCAGCAACAGCAGUCAGUGCUGGGAGAGCAUUUUUAUCACUUGAGCACCUGUGAUAAGAAAGCCUACAGAGCAAAAAGGACCAAAGCACAUCUUUAUCUGCACUUUCACCACAAGCUUUAAAACCCCACUGCUUUCUCUCAAGCUGCUAACCUGGCCCUGGCUGGGGAAAUCUUUGUUUCUGGAUGUUGAAUAUGACAUAAACCUAAUGUUUUGUUUCACAAAUGUUCUGUAGGGCAGGGAGGGGAAUUAAAACAUAUGUUGUGGUAGUAAGCAGGAGACACUGUGGCUUGGUAAUGCGACUGGAGCCUGUGGGGACAAAGUUGAAGGUUCCUAGAGGGCUCCAGGAGUGAAGGUGGGCUUGGCACAUGGGUGGAUGCUAAAGCAAGUUCACCCGAGAAGAGAAACUCCCUCCUGUGGGCACGUUUGUGAAUAAAAUGUUUCUAGUUGUU
This is a messenger RNA of Colius striatus (speckled mousebird), 5338 nucleotides long. It is a transcript of the gene LEPR, whose product is annotated as leptin receptor. Gene Ontology annotation, biological process: cytokine-mediated signaling pathway. NCBI's taxonomy places the organism in Eukaryota, Metazoa, Chordata, Aves, Coliiformes, Coliidae. Gene Ontology annotation, cellular component: membrane; external side of plasma membrane. Gene Ontology annotation, molecular function: cytokine receptor activity; protein binding. The transcript has 20 exons. The record is from RefSeq and is a predicted model, not a curated record. Bases 177 to 3551 code for a protein of 1124 amino acids.